CGGACAAGCCUUGUGACCUCAAGAAAAGACUGGGACAAUGGCUGUCCUACUCAAGCACGGUGCAGCCCAAAGGGAGCAGCUGGACCCUCGGUUCGUUCUUUCUGGGUGCAGGGCUCAGAGAGGGAGGGAGCAAAAGUCCCGUUGUUAAGAAACUUGGUGCGAACGGGGAGGCUGAGAGGAAGCGUUGUCAGCCCUCAGACACAGCUGCAUCUCCACCCAGCUCUGCCCCGAGCGGUACGUUCAGUAAGGUCCCCAAGCUGCGGGAGCAUCCUCCCACCUCGGCCUGGCACCCCUUAUCAGAGAGGCCUCCCGCCUCGGCCUCGGCCUUAUCGCCCGGCAACACCUGGUGGGCGCCUCAUGGUGUUAACCCCGGGCCUUUGCAUAGAGCUGCAUCCCCAAGGUUUCGGUCUCCUCACGUGGACAUGGCUAAGCGCACCAAGAAGGUCGGCAUUGUCAGUAAAUACGGGACUCACUAUGCUGCCUCCCUCCGGAAAAUGGUGAAGAGGAUUGAAAUCAGCCAGCAUGCCAAGUACACCUGCUCCUUCUGUGGCAAGACCAAGAUGAAGAGGCGGGCCGUGGGGAGCUGGCACUGCGGCUCCUGCAUGAAGACCGUGGCUGGUGACGCCUGGACCUACAAUAUCACUUCUGUGGUCAUAGUCAAGUCAGCCACCAAAAGACUGAAGGAAUUGAAAGACCAGUAG
Octodon degus (degu) is the source of this 701-nucleotide messenger RNA. Its product is annotated as 60S ribosomal protein L37a-like. Gene Ontology annotation, molecular function: structural constituent of ribosome. NCBI's taxonomy places the organism in Eukaryota, Metazoa, Chordata, Mammalia, Rodentia, Octodontidae. The record is from RefSeq and is a predicted model, not a curated record. Gene Ontology annotation, cellular component: ribosome. Gene Ontology annotation, biological process: translation. The transcript is spliced from 3 exons. Bases 423 to 701 code for a protein of 92 amino acids.